AUGGAGAGCACAUUAAGUCCUGCGACUCAGACUGAGGAGCCUCCUGCGAUGUCACAGCGCAUUCAGAAUGCAGCUGACAUCUCCGUCAUUGUCAUCUACUUCAUAAUCGUGCUAGCUGUGGGGCUGUGGGCCAUGGUGAAAAGCAACAGAGGCACUGUUGGAGGCUUCUUCCUGGCUGGCCGAGAUGUGGCUUGGUGGCCGAUGGGCGCCUCUCUCUUUGCCAGCAACAUUGGCAGCAACCAUUUUGUGGGCCUGGCUGGAACGGGAGCAGCUUCAGGGAUUGCUACUGCAGCGGUGGAAUGGAACGCUCUGCUUAUGGUGCUAGUUCUCGGGUGGGUGUUUGUCCCCAUCUACAUCAAGGCUGGGGUGAUGACCAUGCCAGAAUACCUCAGGAAGCGGUUUGGUGGGCAGAGACUUCAGAUCAGCAUCUCGGUCCUCUCCCUCUUCAUCAUGGUGGCCAUCCAAAUCUCCUCAAGCAUAUUUUCUGGAGCCAUAUUCAUUCAAAUAGCUUUGGGAUUGGACCUUUACCUGGCGAUCUUCAUCCUCUUGGUUAUCACUGCUGUUUACACAGUUGCUGGGGGCUUGGCCUCUGUGAUUUACACAGACACUAUCCAGGCUUUCAUCAUGCUGGUUGGUUCUUUAAUUCUCAUGGGGUUUGCAUUUGCUGAAGUCGGAGGCUAUGAGAGCUUCACAGAGAAGUACAUGAACGCCAUCCCCUCUGUCAUCGAGGGGGACAACCUGACCAUCAGCCCCGAGUGCUACACUCCUCAGCCGGACUCCUUCCAUAUCUUCCGAGAUCCUAUCACUGGAGACAUUCCAUGGCCGGGCCUGAUAUUUGGAAUGAGCAUUUUAGCUAUAUGGUACUGGUGUGCAGACCAGGUCAUUGUGCAGCGCUGCCUCUCAGCUAAGAACAUGUCUCAUGUGAAGGCUGCCUGCAUCCUCUGUGGCUACCUGAAGCUGCUGCCCAUGUUCCUCAUGGUGAUGCCAGGGAUGAUCAGCCGAAUUCUGUACACAGAUAAGGUGGCCUGCGUUGUACCUUCUGAGUGUGUGAAACAGUGUGGCACUGAAGUUGGCUGCACCAAUUACGCCUAUCCUAUGCUGGUGCUGGAACUGAUGCCUGAUGGACUUCGAGGCCUGAUGCUGUCUGUCAUGUUGGCUUCUCUCAUGAGCUCCCUGACCUCCAUCUUCAACAGCGCCAGCACCCUCUUCACCAUGGACCUCUACACCAAGAUGAGGAAGAAGGCGUCUGAGAGAGAGCUCCUGAUAGCCGGACGGCUCUUUGCCAUUGUUCUAAUUGUCAUCAGCAUCCUCUGGGUCCCAUUGGUACAGGCAUCACAAAAUGGACAGCUAUUCCACUAUAUGUCAUCAUUUUCUAGCUACAUUGGGCCUCCAAUUGGUGCUGUCUUCAUGCUUGGCAUAUUGUAUAAAAGAGUCAAUGAACAGGGUGCAUUCUGGGGCCUAAUGGUUGGAUUUGUGAUAGGCCUUACUCGUAUGAUCGCAGAGUUUGCAUAUGGAACAGGGAGUUGCUUGGCUCCCAGUAACUGUCCAGAGAUUAUCUGUGGAGUGCACUACAUGUAUUUUGCCAUCAUUGUGUUUUUUGUUACCAUACUAGUCAUCCUGGCAAUCUCCUUCCUAACGAAACCAAUUCCUGAUGUUCACCUGUACCGCCUGUGCUGGAGCCUUUGGAAGAACACGGAAGAGCGUAUUGACUUAGAUGCAGACGAGGAAAGUCACGAAGAAGUUGGUGGUGCUCUUGAAGAAGAUGAUCCUGAGCAACCCCGUGGGUGUCUCAAAAGGGCAUGUAGCUUAUUCUGUGGUUUGCAGAAUACAGGGCCCAAGCUGAGCAAAGAGGAGGAAGAAGCCCUCAGGAAAAAGUUCACUGACACCUCUGAGAAGCCCUUGUGGAGGAAUGUAGUGAACGUCAGUGCCAUCGUCCUCCUGACUGUGACCGUCUUUGUUCAUGCCUAUUUUGCCUGA
Microtus ochrogaster (prairie vole) is the source of this 1977-nucleotide messenger RNA. RefSeq names its product solute carrier family 5 member 4B. Gene Ontology annotation, molecular function: D-glucose:sodium symporter activity. NCBI's taxonomy places the organism in Eukaryota, Metazoa, Chordata, Mammalia, Rodentia, Cricetidae. Gene Ontology annotation, biological process: sodium ion transport; transmembrane transport. The record is from RefSeq and is a predicted model, not a curated record. Gene Ontology annotation, cellular component: plasma membrane.